This is a messenger RNA of Trametes versicolor FP-101664 SS1, 231 nucleotides long. RefSeq lists its product as uncharacterized. The coding region runs from base 1 to 231 and encodes 76 amino acids. NCBI's taxonomy places the organism in Eukaryota, Fungi, Basidiomycota, Agaricomycetes, Polyporales, Polyporaceae. The transcript is spliced from 6 exons. The record is from RefSeq and is a predicted model, not a curated record.
AUGUGCUACAUUCGCCAGGUUUGCUACGUCUACACUAAGUGUGGGCACGCGCAACCCAUGCCCGACGAGCAGGUCCCUUGCAACAGCCCCCGCUGCAAAUUUAGCCCCGCGCACCCGAAGAGCUGCGGUGGCGCAUCCUGCAAACAAACCUGCAAGCAAAUACGUCAAUAUCCACAGCAGAUGUCACCGCAAAUUGCUGGCUGCUGUCCCGGGUGUGGCGGCCGCCGUUAA